Molecule: messenger RNA, 1000 nt
Organism: Camellia sinensis
Lineage: Eukaryota; Viridiplantae; Streptophyta; Magnoliopsida; Ericales; Theaceae
Product: ras-related protein RABA2a
Molecular function (GO): GTP binding; GTPase activity
Source: RefSeq, a predicted model, not a curated record
GAGGGCAAUUCAGUCAUCCAAAUUUCCAGUUCAUUCAAAUCACUCGUGUUUGAUAUUUCUGUCAAGUAGAAGUAGUAGAAGUAAUCUUUCUUCUUCUUCUUCUUCUUCUUCUUCUUCUUCAGCGACCGAUUCAAUUGCGGAUUGCGUGGCAGAGAGAGAGAGAGAGAGAUGGCGAGGAGACCGGACGAGGAAUACGAUUACUUGUUCAAGGUGGUGUUAAUCGGCGAUUCAGGGGUCGGCAAAUCCAACCUCCUCUCCCGAUUCCCUUGCAACGAGUUCUGCCUCGAAUCCAAAUCUACCAUCGGCGUCGAAUUCGCCACCCGCACUCUCCAGGUUGAGGGCAGAACUGUUAAGGCUCAGAUAUGGGACACAGCAGGACAGGAGCGAUACAGAGCAAUCACCAGUGCCUAUUAUAGAGGUGCGCUCGGAGCUCUUCUUGUUUACGAUGUGACAAAGCCAACCACUUUUGAAAAUGUCAGCCGGUGGUUGAAGGAGCUGAGAGACCACGCAGAUGCCAACAUCGUCAUCAUGCUCAUCGGGAACAAGACUGAUUUGAAGCAUCUCAGAGCGGUUGCUACAGAGGAUGCACAAGGUUUUGCUGAGAAAGAAGGCCUUUCAUUCAUUGAAACAUCAGCUCUAGAAGCAAUAAAUGUCGAGAAGGCGUUCCAGACGAUCCUCUCUGAGAUAUAUCGGAUAAUUAGCAAGAAGUCGCUUUCUUCAGAUGAGCCAGCACCUGCUAGCAUUAAAGAAGGGAAAACUCUUGUUGUCGGAGGUUCUGAGGUUAACGCAAAGAAGACUUGCUGCUCUACAUCUUAAAAGGUCGUUAUUUGUUCAUUUCAAAUUUUCCUCUAUUUAAUCUUGCCUUGCCCUACUUUCAGUUUCAUUCAACAAAUCUAUUGUUUUGAAUAUUGUAUUUUUAUUGUUUUGUCUUCAAAAUUUAUUUGGCCUAUUGUUGUUGGGAUGGUUAUGGGUUUUUAUUAUUAUUUUUUAUUUUUAUGGA